This is a messenger RNA of Gongylonema pulchrum, 435 nucleotides long. Lineage: Eukaryota; Metazoa; Nematoda; Chromadorea; Rhabditida; Gongylonematidae. The record is from the annotation of a GenBank genome assembly.
AAACAGAUUGAGGCACGCAAAGAAACCGUCAACUCGUAUCUGCUUGCUUCGAGUGAUUGGGUGAAUACCGAAGUGCUCGAUGAUGCACCGGUGGAUGAAUCAAGUGAUGGUCUCACAAUGGAACAAAUACAGCUGCUACUGCAAAAUGCAGAUAUGGUAAAAGAACGUGAACGAGACGUAAUGAGCGUGAGCAAAUCGAUUGUUGAGCUAAAUUCGUUGUUCAAGGAUCUCGCUUCAAUGGUUGUCGAUCAGGGUACUGUACUGGAUCGAAUUGAUUAUAACGUGGAACAGGCAACACUCAGGGUUAAAUCAGCCUUGACGAGCGUGCAACGUGCUGAGAAAUAUCAGCGAGGCGACAGAAAAAUGUACUGUAUUGUUAUUUUAUCCAUAUCAAUUAUAGUUCUACUUAUUCUUUUGAUCAUUGUUAAAACAUGA